This is a messenger RNA of Bursaphelenchus okinawaensis, 1378 nucleotides long. The record is from the annotation of a GenBank genome assembly. Lineage: Eukaryota; Metazoa; Nematoda; Chromadorea; Rhabditida; Aphelenchoididae.
AUGGCUUUGCCGUUCGCGAAACCUGAAGACGUGGAAGCAUACUACGAUCGUCUUGUUCAACACUUCCGUGUUCAAUUAGGCCGUGACGCUGCUCGUCUGAUGGGUCCAAUGAUUGAGUACAUGGAUCGAACUUGGAUUGGUCCACGUGGCAUCUCACCCGGAGAACCCAGUAGGACAGCGUUGUUUGAUACAGAUUUUUGGAAUUGCCGUCAGUACACCGUACAAGAUUUGCCAAGAACCAACAAUCAUGUCGAAGCAUGGCAUAACGCUAUCCAGCAAACUAUUCGCCAACAUCACCUCACUAUUGAGGUACUGAUCAAGAAACUGAAGCAAGAGGAAGCAUUGCCAACUUGGACAUCGCACAUGCCAUUGCCGGAAACGUCCCUUCCUUCAUGCGUCCGAAAGCAUUUUUUACUCUUAAUUAUAAUUACAGUUUUUAUCAGUCUAUAAUUCCGAUCCGAUCGCUUUUCUGUCAGGCGUUGCUAACAACAUUGCAUAAUAAUUUUUUUAAGUUUUUUAGUUUAUUUUCUUUCCUUCAGUUUCGUAUUACAAAUAUUAUGUUUGUAUAUUUCGUUUUUGAUUUUUUCCCUAAAAUAAAUAUUCAAUACAGUACUUAUUGGAGUCUUUUACUUAUCAGGCAAAAAAAAGUUGAAUCAAGGAAAAAGAAUUAAAAUGAAGUUUUCAACCAAAAUUAGAAAAUAAAAUAAAAAAAUUGUUAAUUUUAAAAUGUUUUCAUCAUUCUUGCCUCUCUGGAACUGUUUCUGGAUUUAAUUUAUACGAUUUUGGGGGUAUUACGUAACCUCCCCCGAAAUCCCCUCUCCAAAGUUAUCCUCCCCCAAAGUGAGCGCCCCCAAAUAGAUUCUCCCCCAAAAAGAGCUUCUCCAAAGUGAGGUCUCACAAAGUUCCUGAUCCCCCGAUAUCUCUCUAAUGCCGAUACAUUUUUAGACUACAGCCAGUAGCGAGCCCCAACGUUCUCGACCAUUAAUCAGCAAUGCUUUGGUGAGUUUUUUUUCUUUUUUGUAAACUUUUAUGUAAAUUAUGUUAUUUUAAUAUUACUGUAUUUAUGCAAUUUUUACAGACGAAUGCCAUUGUACCGCUACCACAAUAUCGAAUAAGAAAAUCGAAUUUCGAAUCGGAAUCCGAUGCUACAAGAUCCGAGAACGCAGAUUCUAGAAGCAGUGGAUUUAGAUCAAAGGGAAAGGAAAAGAAGAGUGACCAUGCUUCUGGCAUUCAUCUCAAUGCUACAGUAAACGGCGUUCUCAUCCAAUUACAAAUAGAGCUGGAAGUGCACCAAAAGAGAAGAAAAGGUACUAUUAAGGACGUGGAACUCUUCAUGGCUGAGCAAUGUGUAGCCAAUAACGAUCGUAGAAGAGGUUAG